This is a messenger RNA of Diospyros lotus (date-plum), 3284 nucleotides long. RefSeq lists its product as uncharacterized. Gene Ontology annotation, molecular function: protein phosphatase binding; protein phosphatase regulator activity. NCBI's taxonomy places the organism in Eukaryota, Viridiplantae, Streptophyta, Magnoliopsida, Ericales, Ebenaceae. The record is from RefSeq and is a predicted model, not a curated record.
CACCCAUUAGAUACGUGCUGUUUGCUUGCACAAAAGCUUGGAUACCGUUGUAAUGAUACGAUAAUUCUUUCUCCCAAACACCUCCUCACCGUCCCGCUAUUGCAUGCAUUUCCUUGGCGUUUCUCUCUCCUAACCCUCGAAUCAAUCGAAUCUCUUCCCCAAAUCUAGGGCUCUUUCAACGUCUUGAUUUCUACGUUUAUUCGCCCGCCUUCGUGUCGCUGGGCUUUGGUGAGUCGAAUAUCUUCGGCCAGUAGCAGAGAGCUUUGGUCGGGGCGUUUGGUUUCUUCGCUGUGCUGCAGAUCUGAUUCUUAGCCAUUCUUUGAGGCCCUUUUUUUGUCCAAUUCAAGAUGUUUUGGGGCAUGGGUUUGUCAGCCGUGUCUCCGGUGGAGACGAUUUUGGAUAAGGAGAACUUUACAUUGGAGGAGCUUCUUGAUGAGGAUGAGAUAAUUCAAGAAUGCAAAGCUCUUAAUUCUCGCCUUAUCAAUUUUUUGCGAGAAAGAGCUCAGGUUGAACAACUUCUUCACUAUAUAGUGGAAGAAGCUCCCGAGGAUGCUGAGAGAAGACGGACAUUUAAGUUUCCUUUUAUAGCGUGUGAGAUUUUCACUUGUGAAGUUGAUAUCAUACUGAGAACAUUGGUAGAGGAUGAGGAGUUGAUGAACUUCUUGUUCUCCUUCUUAGAACCCGAACAUUCCCAUAGCACUCUAUUGGCUGGUUAUUUCAGCAAGGUAGUCAUAUGUUUGUUAUUGCGGAAGACAGUUCCAUUGAUGAAUUAUAUUCAAGCUCAUCAGGAUAUUAUCAAGAAGCUGGUUGACCUUGUUGGAAUAACAUCCAUUAUGGAGGUUCUGAUUCGUCUAAUUGGUGUUGAUGAGCAUCUCUAUAACAAUUACACAGACUCAAUGAAGUGGUUAGAAGAUACAGAUGCGCUGGAUAUGAUUGCGGACAAGUUCAGCUCCUCAGAUUGUCCAGAAGUGCAUGCUAAUGCAGCUGAAACACUAUGCGCUAUAACUCGAUAUGCUCCCCCAGGUGUAGCUGCUAAAAUAUCCAGCCCAUGUUUCAUAGAAAGGUUAUUUCGUCAUGCUUUGGAGGACUCAAGACCAAAAUCCGUUUUGGUUAACUUGUUGUCAGUAUGCAUAUCUUUGUUGGACCCCAAGAGGCCAAGCUUGGGGACAUAUUAUACUUAUCCUCACCAGUUGAAUCAUGGAUCUAAAAUAAGUGCUAACCCUGAAAUGGUAGAGGGCAUGCUGGGGAGCCUAGGUGAUCUGCUCAAGCUUUUGGGUGUUUCAUCUGCGGAAAAUGCCUUGCUCACUCCAUAUGGCAGGUUACAGCCACCUCUUGGAAAGCAUCGACUAAAGAUUAUAGAGUUCCUCUCAGUCUUAGUGACUGCUAGUUGUAAAACUAUUGAAAAGGAGUUGAUCCGCCUUGGUGCAAUUAAACGCAUUUUAGACUUGUUCUUUGAAUACCCAUACAACAAUUUUCUGCAUCACUAUGUGGAGCACAUUGCUGUUUCUUGCUUGGAGAGCAAGAAUGCUUCUUUUGUUGAACAUAUCCUUCAUGAUUGUAGUCUUGUCACAAAAAUUCUUGAAGCAGAAAGAAACUGCACUUUGGCUCCUGAUCCAAGCAAGCUGACUGUCCCUGCCGAGGGUAAAUCUCCUCCCAGGAUAGGGAAUAUUGGACAUAUAACACGUAUCGCUAACAAACUUGUUCAAGUGGGGAAUGACAACAGUGAUGUACAGGCACAUCUACAGGGGAAUAGUGAUUGGGAAGACUGGCGUACAAAAGUCUUAGCCAAACGCAAUGUGGUAGAAAAUGUCAACCAGUGGGCAUGUGGGAGGCCAACAGCCUUACACGAUCGUACUAGGGAUAGCGAUGAUGAUGAAUUCCAAGACAGAGAUUAUGAUGUUGCAGCUCUAGCAAAUAAUCUAAGCCAGGCCUUUCAAUAUGGGAUUUAUGGCAAUGAUGAUAUUGAAGAGGCUCAUGGAUCAGCUGAACGAGAUGAUGAGGAUGUCUAUUUUGAUGAUGAAUCUGCUGAAGUGGUCAUAUCUUCUCUUCGUCUUGGAGAUAACCAGGACAGUGGCUCUCUUUUCACGAAUUCCAACUGGUUUGCCUUUGAGGAAGCUAGGAUGGCUUACCAAAACUCCACUGAUUCCAUUGCUUCGUCAUCACCUAAUGUAGAGGUUACUGGCAUGGUCAAAAGUGGUGAUGAUGAGGUUAUCAUUGAUAAAGACGAGAAUUUGGCUGACACUGCAUCAUCUCAACUGCCUAAAUCAAAGCUCAGCUCAGAAGAUCCCACACCAAAAAGUUUGUCGGAUGAACUCAGUGAAACUGGAGCCAGUGAUAAACCACCUGAAUGGGUUGAGUGGAGAGAGACUUCAAAUUUGGUAGGGCUGUCUGAUACUGAUAGGCCGUCGGCUCUACCAAAUGGUGGGCUGAAACAGGAGGAAAAUCAGACGGACAAUUUUGACUUAAAUGCAGCAAAUCCUUCAUCAUCAGCUGAUGUACCAGCAGAUGUUAACAAAACAGAUGGAGGAUCACCGGAAUCAUCUGAGAACUCCGGUGUCAAACUUUGCCAGCCAUUGGAACCAGGGGAUGAGAAUGUGAGACGUGACCCAAAUACCUCCGCAGAUGUGGAUGGGCCCGUUGCAAAAGAAGAGUUGAUUUGAGCUGUGGAUCUGUGUUGAAGCGGGGAACUGACUUAAAUUCCCAUUCUCAGUUUGCGGUGCUAAUACUGGUGCCAUGAAUCCGGUUGGAAGGUGACUCAAAUCUAUGGCUGGCGGGUAUGUGAUGUGUACUUUAGAGUGUCCUGUAUGUUGAGCAUUAUGGCUGAUCGUUCUGCCCCCACCAAUAGUAGGUAAUGAGUGCUCUCGCUCACUCUCAAUGAAUCACAAACCCACAAAUAUUGCUUGCAGUAAAUGUUAAGGUUAAGAAUGUUAUUGUUGAUAUAACACGGUUGUCUUUUUUUCUCCAGAACCAUGCACCGUUAGGUAACAAUCAUUUUGCACUAGAACGUGUUCCUUCAAGGAUUUUGUACUCCGCUCUUGUCCGUUAAUCAUAUGAAUUUUCAAUGUUCAAUGCAGGAAUUGUACCCUCUUUUGCUACAGUCAAAGGAAGAGUUAACAGUUUAAUGAAUAAUGUUUGUUUUGAUUUGACUGCACACUUUUGUUCCUACAGUCGAAGUGGGAGGAAAGAGUUCACAGUUCUUUUUUGUUUUUUGUUUUCUGUUUUUGUAUGUGUAUGUAUAUAUAUAUAUAUAUAUUACUAACUUUUAAAUACUUCCCCCUUGUUAA